AGCAGGGCGGGCGCAUCUCAACUAGUUGAACGUGCAACCAACUUUUAGGAAGGCAAACAAUUGGACCCAAUGCUAGUUGCACUUGCACAUCCAUGUAGGAUAGGCGACUCUCCAACAGGAAACCAAGACCUGCAAGUUAAAGGCGCUUCUUCUCUUGUUGGCAUCCAGAUCGCUCCCCUCUGUGUCUGGCGUAAACCCGGUUUGCACUGCUGCUGCCCCUUAUCCCGAGACUAAUUUAAGACAGCGCUUUGAACCGUGAGCCUCUAGUCAACUGGAGUUGAGGGUUGUGAAUGUUUUAGGUGCGCUGCUCAGUUAGUCCACGGAGCCUGAUUAGAAUUUGGUCUUAGAACUACACCAACAACCAAAUAUUUUCCAUACAUAAGGAUGACUUUGAAGCAGGAUUCCAGCAUGGAUACAGCCAGCGACUGUAUCGGGGAAAGUAAGCCGGUGUGUCAGUGUGCGCCCAGGUCCGCGGUCCAGCGUUGGCUUCCAGGUUUUCCCAUCGCUCUGUGUUUGCUGAUGUCCCUGAGCUCCAUCACCGUGUGUCUUCUGAUGAGCCUCAAGACCUACCAGCUGGAGAACCGACUGCAGCUGGAGAUGGGCAAAGCGUCCGUCUUCCAGCCGCCGCAAAGGGCUUGUCUAAAGGAGGAUGGGACCCUAAUUCCAGAGCUGAGCACCUCCAUAGGGAAGCUCGUGGAAGAGAAAGUGGAAGUGCUGAUGCCGAAAAUUCGGACAACUAGGGAUGUUGGCCAAGAGUGCUCCUGUCCUCAAGGGCCCCCAGGGAAGCGUGGAAGGAUGGGAAGAAGAGGGGAACCUGGAGCGCCUGGCAAGGCUGGACGGGAUGGAUACCCGGGUCCUCUCGGCUUAGAUGGGAAACCAGGUUUUCCAGGUCCCCAGGGAAGCCAGGGACCAGCCGGACCCAAGGGAGAAAAGGGUGACCAAGGAGACGUUGGGCCAAGGAUGGUCUUCCCCAGAUACGACCACAGCUUUCUCUCUGGAGAGCAGUCCAGUAGCUUUCAGAGACGCUUUCUGAAGGGUGACCAAGGUGAGGGUGGACCCGCUGGUCCUCCUGGUCCUCCAGGUCCCCCCGGUCCCAGAGGCCCCCCUGGGAACACAGGCAAGGACGGGCCCCGUGGCCCUGCUGGCGAGUCGGGUUUUCCAGGUCGUGAUGGCAUUGAGGGGCCACAAGGAUUGCCUGGGAAGCCGGGAGAAGACGGCGAACCUGGCUUUCCAGGACCACAGGGUCCUACAGGAGCAAAGGGCGAGUCAGGCAAAGGAGAAAAGGGAGAGAGAGGCAUGGAUGGACUCCCAGGUUUAAAGGGAGACAAAGGGGAAAUAGGAGAGCAAGGACCACAGGGAGCCAUGGGUAAUCCUGGUGAAAAAGGAGCUACGGGCUCCUCAGACAUCAUUGACUUUAAUGGGAAGCUUCUGGAUGCUUUCCAGGCCAUCAACACCAUCAGUGUUUCGGGCCCACCUGGACCACCUGGACCCCCAGGCCUUUCAGGGGAAAAGGGGGAGCUUGGUUUACCUGGGCCAGCAGGAGUUGAUGGGGAGAAGGGACCUAAGGGUGCCAUGGGUGAGACAGGACCACCUGGUGAAAGAGGAGAGAAGGGAGAGAUGGGGCUCUCCGGGCCUUCUGGUAUGGACGGACAUAAAGGAGAGAAAGGCAACUGCAGAAUGGAAGACAACCUGGUUCAGAUGAUUUCCCAGCCUGGCCCACCCGGACCACCCGGCCCCCCUGGAUCCAUGGGGCUGCAUGGUAUGCCUGGUCCGAAGGGUGAGCCUGGAUUCGGGAUGAAGGGAGAUAAGGGGGACUUUGGUGCUCCUGGACCCAGAGGAUUAGACGGCCUCCAGGGCCUAACUGGAGCUGCAGGGUUAGUGGGUCUUCCAGGUGCAAAGGGAGAAAAGGGCAGAACAGGGGAGCCGGGACUAGAUGGUUUUCCAGGUCUGAUGGGAGAGAAAGGUGACCGAGGGGAAAGAGGAGACAAGGGUGACAGGGGAACAGUGGGAAAGAGAGGUCUAAAGGGCCAGAAGGGAGAGCAGGGUCCUCCAGGCCUGGACCAGCCUUGUCCUGUGGCUUGUGAUGAGACUAAAGGUGUGUCUCAGGUGGGUGUUUCUUCCCCUCCACCUCGUCCUCUUUCUCCUUCCGGCCCUGAGGCCCCUUGUCCUGUGGGACAUGAUGGGCUACCCAUACCAGGCUGCUGGCAUAAGGAGGAAAUGGCAAGACAGAAGCUCAAACGCAAGCGUCUCUCUCAGCCCUGAAGGGGUGCAGGGACCUGGUGAAGAAAGGACACAUAGACAGGCAGAGAGUACGGGCAGAUGGGCUUUUAUGAAGCAGAGCGAGCCAUGUAAUGCCUCAGUGUCAUACCGAACACUCAGAUCCUCUUUUAAGGAAACUCUCCAGGAGGGGGCGACAGAGAAACCUGCAUUUCCACAUUCACCUGAGAUGAAAAGACACCUGUGGCUGAUCAUGUUGCGCAAUAGCUUGAUAACCAGUCAAAGGUAUAUUGGAGUCAUCGACGUCACUGGCACAUAAGGAAGGUUUUUCUGCAUCGAUACAUUGAACGAGUUGUGGGGAUCUCUGCUAUGGCUCUUUGGUAAAGAUUUUCUCUAAUACAAUGCAUGAUCAUGAUGCUCUGUGUUCUUAAGCAUUCUGACAGCUUGUAUGACUCGUGGUCCAUCAUUGGAACCUCAAACAACAUUAGAUUUAUUUUCAUUUGCAAUGAGUAGUCUGUAAUAGUCUUUACAUUUGUACAAGCCACUCAGAAAAGUCAGUAAUUCUACCUUUUAAUGGCUAACACUUGUUGCAGUGGUGAAUUGUGUGUUGUUUUUUCUUUUGUUAUAUUCUUACCUAUUUUUGUCCAGUUACAUUUUGCAUUCCUGUGCAUUGCCAUUUUUGUGGAAUAUAUAGAUAGGGACAUUUAGCCAGAUUUGUAAAUGUAAAUGGACUGUUCUUAUAUAGCGCUUUUCUAGUCUCAAUGACUAUUCAAUGCGCUUUUACAUAG
This is a messenger RNA of Etheostoma cragini (Arkansas darter), 3005 nucleotides long. Its product is annotated as collagen alpha-1(XXIII) chain. Bases 385 to 2262 code for a protein of 625 amino acids. NCBI's taxonomy places the organism in Eukaryota, Metazoa, Chordata, Actinopteri, Perciformes, Percidae. The record is from RefSeq and is a predicted model, not a curated record. The transcript has 32 exons.